Molecule: messenger RNA, 1018 nt
Organism: Nilaparvata lugens (brown planthopper)
Lineage: Eukaryota; Metazoa; Arthropoda; Insecta; Hemiptera; Delphacidae
Exons: 2
Coding region: 205-873 (222 amino acids)
Source: RefSeq, a predicted model, not a curated record
CUCACUAGAGCGAGAGCGCCACGCCUGGACACUUGACGAGAGCUGAGAGUUGCUCUAGCGCUCUCGCUAGACUGCUCCACUGUCGUCAUCUAGACUCAGCAACUAGUUGCGCAGUCGCUCUCAAGUCUCAACAGUCAGUAUUGAGUAGAUUGCUCUAAGGGAAGCACGUUGUUAGAGCAUUUUUCGCUCUCUCGUUCUCUAGCAAUGAGCUCUACCUCCAGCCGCGAAUGGACUAAAGACGAAACCGCGCAGUUUAUCUAUCGAAUUGAAACUCACCCCGAACUCUGGGACGCGUCGUCUGAGCUCUACAAAGACAGAUACCGGAGAACGCGAGCAAUCGCCGCUCUAGCUAGUGAAUUCAACACGGACUGUAGAGAAGUGUCGCGCAAAAUGCACAACCUUCGAACGCAGCUCAACGCCGAGCUGAGGAAGAUGAAGAAGAAGAGGAAGAAGAGUGGAGCUGACUUUGAUGAUGAUAGUAUCAAAAGUUCGUGGCAGUUUUUUGAGGCGCUCAGGUUCAUGCUUCCCUUCUGCAAAUCUGACCAGACGGCUGCAUUCUAUUUGACACAAGAACACCCAGAAAGCGACAGUAAUACCCAGGAUAGUAAUGAAGAGCAUUCCAGUCACCAAAUCGUUGAAACUUCAUACUCUCCAGUCGCAAAAAGGAGGAACACGGCAUCGAGAAGUGACACAGUUUUGGACACUGCCUUGCAAAUAUUACAAACCAAGGAUGACGACCAGAUUUUUGGGGACUUUGUCUCAUCGAUUCUAAGGAAUAUGAACAAUCCUCAACUGAAACAAAACUUGAAGCUCACAAUACAACGAUCUAUUUUAGAGGCACAAGAAAUGGAAGUGACGAAUAACUACACUUAGUGAACGAAUAAUAUACUAAACUAUCAAUAAUUACCUUAAGUGGUCGAGUAUAGUUUCUAUUCCGUAAUAAUUUAUCUGUAACUAUUUUGUAAUAUUGGAAUACUUAUUGAACGAAAUAAUAAUUUUUGUAACUCCUGCGAUCUCA